AAAGGUGGGCUUUGAAGCUCCGCCCAGAGGUGUCGGCCUCUGAGGUGUGACACACUUUAGCUGGAUACAAACUAGAGCUGACACAGAGGAUCCAUCAGUGCUCAUCACAUCUGUGGACGGGACGGGUUUGACUUCACCUCCAGAGGCUGUUUGGACAGUCAGUCAGUCAGGAUGACGCACCAGUUCCCAACACUCUCCGAGGCUCAGAAGAGGGAGCUGCAUGAAACUGCUCUACGCAUAGUUUCUCCAGGGAAGGGCAUCCUGGCUGCAGAUGAGUCUGUGGGCAGCAUGGCGAAGCGUCUGGCCCAGGUCGGAGUGGAGAACACAGAGGAGAACCGUCGGCAGUAUCGCCAGAUCCUGUUCAGUGCAGACGAUCGCAUCAACAGCUGCAUCGGAGGAGUCAUCUUCUUCCAUGAGACGCUGUACCAGCACUCUGAUAACGGCGUUCCCUUUGUCAAAAUGAUCAGGGACCGGGGCAUCCUGGUGGGCGUAAAGGUUGACAAAGGUGUUGUUCCUCUGGCAGGAACCUGUGGGGAAACCACCACACAGGGUCUGGAUGGACUGUCAGAGCGCUGUGCACAGUACAAAAAGGAUGGAGCCGUCUUUGCAAAGUGGCGCUGUGUGCUCAAGAUCAGUGACGCCAAUCCAUCUAAACUGGCCAUCACAGAAAACGCAAAUGUUCUUGCACGCUACUCUAGUAUCUGCCAGCAGCAUGGCAUCGUGCCCGUUAUAGAGCCGGAGAUUCUGCCCGAUGGCGAUCAUGACCUGAAACGCUGCCAGUACAUCACUGAGAAGGUUCUGGCUGCAGUCUACAAGGCCAUGUCAGACCAUCACGUCUACCUGGAAGGAACUCUGCUCAAACCCAACAUGGUCACACCUGGACACAGCUGCUCCACCAAGUACAGCCCAGAAGAGGUCGCUAUGGCAACCGUCACUGCCCUACGCCGCACUGUUCCCCCAGCAGUCACAGGAGUUGCUUUCCUCUCGGGCGGCCAGAGCGAAGAGGAGGCUUCUGUCCACCUCAAUGCCAUCAACAACUGCCCCCUGGCCAAACCGUGGAUCCUGACAUUCUCAUUUGGCCGAGCCCUGCAGGCGUCUGCACUCAGAGCCUGGAGAGGACACAAAGAGAACGAGAAAGCCGCCACUGAGCAGUUCAUCAAGAGGGCAGAGGUGAACAGUCUGGCAUGUCAGGGGAAAUACGAUAACCACGGUGACGCCGGUCAGCGCAUCUAUGGCUCCUGUCAUGCAUAUUGAACAGUAUAGCUUGUAUUCUUCCAUAUCGUAACAAGAUGUAUUGAAUGUAAUGUAGAUUAUUUUAGAAUACUGACACACAUGAUGCUGUUCAACAUGUUUUCUUGCCUUGAUAACUGGGGACAAUCAGAACAUGGCCUCGGGUAUUUCUAAUGCAUGUACUGAAUGGAAGAUGUUUGCUGUACUUGUGUUAUGUGACAGAGCCACGACUGAUGCUUUAAAACCCUGAAGUUAGCAUCACAGUACUACAGAGCAGUAACUUUAGUUUAUGUCAGAAGUUUACUAAAUAGUGGAGAAGACAGAGUGUGUGUGAUGUAAUUCCCUAUUUAUUAUGUGGAAGCCUUGUCAAGUUGCGCGAAGCUUCUGUGUGUGUGGCUGAGUGAAAUUUAAAUAUCGAUUUAAUGAUGAACGUGCACAAAUAGAAAUAUUGCAUGAGAAUUAGCUUCAAGCUAAUUUGCAUCUGCAGUCAGUGGGCAACGGACAACACGUGUGAUGUGUGUUGUCAUUCUCAGUAGCAUUUUCUGUGUAAUAGUGUGAUUAACAUAGUUUGAAUGAAAGUAUUUAAGCAAUAAAAGUGUUCCAGUAAAAGCUGGUUUAGAAA
Acanthochromis polyacanthus (spiny chromis) is the source of this 1852-nucleotide messenger RNA. It is a transcript of the gene aldoca, whose product is annotated as aldolase C, fructose-bisphosphate, a. Gene Ontology annotation, biological process: glycolytic process; fructose 1,6-bisphosphate metabolic process. The coding region runs from base 172 to 1254 and encodes 360 amino acids. The transcript has 9 exons. The record is from RefSeq and is a predicted model, not a curated record. Lineage: Eukaryota; Metazoa; Chordata; Actinopteri; Pomacentridae. Gene Ontology annotation, cellular component: cytosol. Gene Ontology annotation, molecular function: fructose-bisphosphate aldolase activity.